Molecule: messenger RNA, 4489 nt
Organism: Salvelinus namaycush (lake trout)
Lineage: Eukaryota; Metazoa; Chordata; Actinopteri; Salmoniformes; Salmonidae
Product: MICAL-like protein 1
Source: RefSeq, a predicted model, not a curated record
AGUUAGCUCACGUUAGCUUUACAGCUGGCUAGCUUGCUGUUUAUGAGAGGUCUAACGUUACAGCCCCUCUCAGUUUGCACAUUGAUUUUGCUUAAACUGUCAUCUCGGUCGACUGCGACACGGUUAUUUUUCCAAGGAUGCAUGCUCCAAUAGCUCUCUAUACAACCUAAAUAACUUUUUUUUAAAUACUUACUGAUACGUGACUCCAAACUCUCGGUGUCAGGCGGCGCCGCCAUCACUACGGGAACUCUCUUUACCAUGAACGUGUCUCGCGAGGAACAAAUUUGAGAGCUCCCCUUCUCACCUCUCCAACAGUGAUGGGUGGAUGAUGAACGCAAUGGCAGCUGGCACUGGCGCAUAAGAAUAUAUAACACAGAAAAAAGGUUAUCAUACUUUCUAAUGAACCUUCUCGAUCACACUGUAGUUGUUUAUUGCAAACCUGUGCAGACAGUGCAACCAGUUUCAGAUUUCUACCGGUUUUCUCUACCCUCUAGCGGCACGAAGGUGUACUGCUGUACAUGUGUAGUCAGUACAGUUACGGUGUGGUACAGUAACGGGUUUGUUUUGGUGUUUAUUCUUUGUGAUCAACUCUUCGGGAUAGUACAUUAUCUCGGAAAGCCACGAUCGCUAAACAACGUAACACAUUUAUUAUAAUGUAACCCAAAAGUGAUUGAACGAAAAAAAUACUUGAGUGAAGAGAUGUAUUGUUGUGUCAACAUUUUACAGCAAAUCAACCCGUGAACGUGGACGUUGUUCGCUAUUUUUUCCUUCAAGGAUCUACUUCGCUGAGAUUAGAGAAUUUUGGGGAACAACACAUUGGAAGCAAAUUACAGUGAAGUCACAUAGGUUUUCUCAGUAAAAACAAUGUUGAACUUGGUUUGACUUGGUCGACAAAUAUAGCCAAGAAGCUAACGUAGCUAGUGGGUGUGCUAAACAUAUUUGAAUAUCCAGGAUCUGACAGGUUGAGGUUGAAGUGGUUGUUGACUUUCUCAAUUUAACAUGGGAGGAUGAAAUUCUAUCAUGGGGUCAUUGAAAGCUUUACAAGAAUGGUGUGGCAUAAAAUGCAAAAAUUACCCCAAUGUGGAGAUAAGGAACAUGUCUUCUUCAUUCAGAGAUGGAUUGGCGUUUUGUGCCAUUAUCCACAAACACCGACAUGAUUUGAUGAAGAGUCGCAGCAGCUGUCGCAGCAGCUAAUGGGGAUCCUAAUAAAAUAACUAAUCCCUCCCUCCCUCCCUCUUCUUCAUUACAUCCCAAUGUGGUUGGGGUCUGCGAUGGCCCAUCAUUUGUAUCACGUAGUACUAUUCUGCUUUUGCUCCAGAGACUUCAACUCCCUCUCCAAAGAUAAUGUUUAUGAAAACAAGCAUCUGGUAUUUGAGGUCGCACAGUCAAAGCUGAGCAUCCCUGCAUUGCUGGAUGCUAAGGACAUGGUGUCCACAGAAGUGCCAGACCGGCUAAGUGUCAUCACUUACCUCUCCCAUUACUACCACUGCUUUAACAAGAAGUCUCAUGCCAGUCCAGACAGUUUGAAGACGCCAUGUGUUGCAGAGUGCUCCAGUCACUCCAAGACACAACCUGACUCUCUUGGAGGUUUGCAGCCAGCCAAGUCAAGGACAGAGGAGCGAUCCAACAGUGGCAGGCCAUGCAGCAUUUGUGCCUCCUGCACGAAGCACGUCCACCUGGUGCAGAGACAUCUCACUGGGGGGAAACUCUACCACCGCAGCUGCUUCAGAUGCAGUGUGUGUAGCAGCACUCUCUUACCAGGGUCUUACAAAGAGGGGAGUGAAGUUGGCUCCUUGGUCUGCACCCACCACUUGACAGCCAGUCAAAAUGCCCACCCCGACUACAGUAAACAAACUGGAUCAAUAGAGAAUCUGCCCAAAUUAGAUGAGCAGGAGGUGACACUAUCUCAGGGUGGAUACCCGAUCUCUCUGAUUUUAUUAGAAAAACAGACUCAGGUGAGACAGUUAUUUUUGGAAGAGGAGAGACAGAGACAGAGGGAGGUGAGAGAAAGACAAGGCAUGACACACUUAAGAAGCAAAGGCCACCCUGUCCCAAAGCCCACUGUAGAAGAGGGAAAGCUUGAAGAAGCAGGGACACGGCCCAUUCAGACAACAGAAACACUCACUGUAACUCCAGACAGCGGUUCGGCUUCUGCAAGCCCUGGACGGCCAGCUCCUGCACCCAGGCGGGUGUUAGACUCCACCCCUCCUCGUCCUGCACCCAGAACCCAUCCACCUAAAGCCAUGGACAGCCCCCUUGUUUCUGUUUACCCAGUUGAUAAUAAAACUUUACCCAAUCCUUCUCGCAGGUUUGGCCAACCCAGUGGGCCCUGUAAACCCAAAGACCCACCGUGGCUGGAGCUUGUCCAGCCAGGGCCCUGGCCAAAGCUGCCCCCUGCCCCACCCCCUAGUAUGCCCAAGCCCCCACACUCAGGCUCUAUACCCUCCCUCAGAGGGAGUUGGUACAGAGUGAGAGAACCCCCUCCCAACCCCUUUGGGGAGUUUGAGGAUGAGGAGGCUGAUGAUGAUUACACAGGGGAAGAUAACACAGUGAGUGGUGCUGAAGGCCAAGCACAGCCCUCAAUGGUAACCAGCCAGACAUGGUGUGGUACCAGUCAGUUAGCUGAAGCAACCAGCUCACAUUGCCAAGCUCAUUUAGAGGACACAUCCAGAGAAGUUGACAAGUCUAGUAUUGCUGGAGUGGAUGACGCAGUAAAUUUACCUGAAAUUGCUAAUGCACCAAAGGUAGAAAGUUUAGCUGAAGCAGGAUGCUCACUUCCUGUAUCUAAUUUAGCAGAAGAACCUUGUUCAAUUGGUAUAUCUGAGUCAGCUGAUGUUGGUGGGAUAGCUAACAUGGCUGAAGCAGCUGGCGGACUUGAUGUAUGUAAUUUAGCAGAUGUUGGAGUUGGAGAAUCAACCAACUUGUCCAAAGCAGCUAGUUCACUUGGUUUGUCUAAUUUGACUGAAGCUAAAACCACAAGUUCAUCUUACUUGGCUCAGGCUGCUAGUUCCCUUGAUGUAUCUAAUCUAGCUGAAGUAGCCAGAUCACACGGUGUAUCUGGUCUAGCUGGAGCUAGUGGGUUAGGAGGUUUAGUUGGAGCAAUUAGUGCACCUAACAUAUCUAAUUUAACUGAAGAAGCUAGUUCAUAUGGUGUUUCUGAAGCUUCUGCCGGUUCACUUAGUGUGUCUAAUUUAGCUGGAGUUGAUAGCAUAUGCAGUGUAACUGGAGCACCAAGUGCUCUUGGCAAAUCAGAUAUAGCCCAGAGCCUCUCUUUGCCCAAAAGUGUGUCUGUGCCAGCAUUCUCCACUAGUUCAGCCUGUACCCGAAGCCACCCACCACCAACCUUGUCAACCAAUGGAGCAGCAGCCAGUCCUUCACUGCUCAGACCCCCAUCGCUCCCUAGUGUGUCUGAAGUGAGUGACUCUGGCCAGGUGCCCACCCCCUCUCCCAAAAUACAGAACAUAGUAUGUAAGGAGAACCCUUUCAAUCGUAAAGUCUCCCCCUCUGAGUUCCCCAAAUCCAAGCCUGCCCCUGGACAUGGCUUCCCCCUCAUCAAGAGGAAGGUGCAGACAGACAACUAUGUCCCAGUGGAGGAGCUGCAGGUGGAGCUGGAGAAACGAAUGGACAGGCUGGAGCUGAGAGGGGUGGAGAUGGAGAGAAGCUUGAGAGACUGCCAGAAUGACCAGGAAGAGGAGGACAUGUUGGUGGACUGGUUCACUCUAAUACGUGAGAAACAAAUGCUUGUGCGCAGGGACGCAGAGCUGGUAUACAUGGCCAAGCAACAGAAUUUAGAGGAGAGACAGGCAGACGUGGAAUAUGAACUGAGAUGUCUCCUCAACAAACCAGAGUGUAAGUGGAGUAAGGAUGACCGUUAUAGGGACCAGCAGUUGAUGAAGGAGCUUGUCACCAUCAUUGAACAGAGGAACCACAUCAUCAACAGCUUGGAUCAAGACAGGCAAAGGGAAAAAGAAGAAGAUGUUCUGUUUUCCAUGAUCAAGAAGAAAGAUUUAAAAAAAAGAGUCUGGGAAAGACCUGAAGACGUUAAGAGCAAAGUUCAAGCCCGUGAAGAUGCUGAGUCAUAAAGACUCUAAGAGCAAAGGCUCUCUAAAGAAGAAGAACUGAGUUGGACUCGGGCUCACCCUGUAAGGAAGGAACAAAUAGGUCUAUAUUUGUGAACAAAUACACAUUGAGCCACAAUGUAAUGUCUCAUAAUUGUACAAAUACAUUUAUGAAGAUUACGGGUAAGAGAUGGAGACUCUUGGACUGUGGAUGAGAGUGGAUACGAAUUAAGAGAAGCCUCUGAUGCAUUUGAUGGAUUUUCUUCCCAAGUGAAAAAAACUAUCCCCAUUAUACCUCCCCAUUACACUGCACUUUUUGCACAAGAUGUGAUUGCUCCUGCAUUCCGUAAAGCCGUGGUCAGCCUAUUAUUUUUACAGUUCAACUUUGUUAAAUUAUAUUUAAUAAAACAUUGUACUUUGUAUGAACAGAA